This is a messenger RNA of Lepus europaeus (European hare), 3789 nucleotides long. It is a transcript of the gene CAPN5, whose product is annotated as calpain 5. Gene Ontology annotation, molecular function: calcium-dependent cysteine-type endopeptidase activity. Gene Ontology annotation, biological process: proteolysis. The transcript has 12 exons. Bases 36 to 1958 code for a protein of 640 amino acids. Gene Ontology annotation, cellular component: cytoplasm. NCBI's taxonomy places the organism in Eukaryota, Metazoa, Chordata, Mammalia, Lagomorpha, Leporidae. The record is from RefSeq and is a predicted model, not a curated record.
GUGCUCCCGGCGCCCGGCCCGGGCCAGCGGCCACCAUGUUCUCGUGUGUAAAGGCCUAUGAGGAGCAGAACUACGCGACCCUGAAGCGGGGCUGCCUGCGCAGGAGGGUGCUCUUCGAGGACCCCCACUUCCCCGCCACCGACGACUCGCUCUACUAUAAGGCCACCCCGGGGCCAGCCGUCAGGUGGAAGCGGCCCAAGGACAUCUGCGAGGACCCGCGCCUCUUCGUGGACGGCAUCAGCUCCCACGACCUGCACCAGGGCCAGGUGGGCAACUGCUGGUUUGUGGCGGCCUGCUCGUCCCUCGCCUCCCGUGAGUCCCUGUGGCAGAAGGUCAUCCCGGACUGGAAGGAGCAGGAAUGGGACCCUGAGAAGCCAGACGCCUACGCGGGCAUCUUCCACUUCCACUUCUGGCGCUUUGGCGAGUGGGUGGACGUGGUCAUCGAUGACCGGCUGCCCACUGUCAACAACCAACUCAUCUACUGCCACUCCAACUCCCGCCGCGAGUUCUGGUGCGCGCUGGUGGAGAAGGCCUAUGCCAAGCUGGCGGGCUGCUACCAGGCGCUGGAUGGGGGCAACACGGCGGACGCACUGGUGGACUUCACGGGUGGCGUUUCGGAGCCCAUUGACCUGAUGGAGGGGGACUUCGCCAACGACGAGGCCAAGAGGAACCAACUCUUCGAGCGCAUGUUAAAGGUGCACACCCGGGGAGGCCUCAUCAGCGCCUCCAUCAAGGCGGUGACAGCUGCAGACAUGGAGGCCCGCCUGGCGUGCGGCCUGGUGAAGGGCCACGCAUACGCUGUCACCGAUGUGCGCAAGGUGCGCCUGGGCCACGGCCUGCUGGCCUUCUUCAAGUCAGAGAAGCUGGACAUGAUCCGCCUGCGCAACCCCUGGGGCGAGCGGGAGUGGAACGGGCCCUGGAGCGACACCUCCGAGGAGUGGCAGAAAGUGAGCAAGAGUGAGCGGGAGAAGAUGGGUGUGACCGUGCAGGAUGACGGCGAGUUCUGGAUGACCUUCGAGGACGUGUGCCGGUACUUCACCGACAUCAUCAAGUGCCGCGUGCUCAACACCUCCUAUCUGAGCAUCCACAAGACGUGGGAGGAGGCCCGGCUGCGGGGCGCCUGGACCCGGCACGAGGACCCGAGGCAGAACCGCAGCGGCGGCUGCAUCAACCACAAGGACACCUUCUUCCAGAACCCGCAGUACCUCUUUGAUGUCAAGAAGCCGGAAGACGAAGUGCUGAUCUGCAUCCAGCAGCGGCCCAAGCGGUCCACCCGCCGGGAGGGCAAGGGCGAGAACCUGGCCAUCGGCUUCGACAUCUACAAGGUGGAGGAGAACCGCCAGUACCGCAUGCACAGCCUGCAGCACAAGGCGGCCAGCUCCAUCUACAUCAACUCGCGCAGCGUCUUCCUGCGCACCGAGCAGCCCGAAGGCCGCUACGUCAUCAUCCCCACCACCUUCGAGCCAGGCCACACUGGCGAGUUCCUGCUCCGAGUCUUCACCGAUGUACCUGCCAACUGCAGGGAGCUGCGCCUGGACGAGCCCCCCCACACCUGCUGGAGCUCCCUUUGUGGCUACCCUCAGCAGGUGACCCAGGUACAUGUCCUGGGGGCUGCAGGCCUCAAGGACUCCCCGACAGGGGCCAACUCCUACGUGAUCAUCAAGUGCGAGGGGGAAGCAGUGCGCUCGGCCGUGCAGAGGGGCACCUCAGCUCCCGAGUACAACGUCAAGGGCGUCUUCUACCGCAAGAAGCCAGGCCAGCCUGUCACUGUCCAGAUCUGGAACCACCGAGUGCUGAAGGAUGAGUUCCUGGGCCAAGUGCAGCUGAAGGCCGACCCCAACGACCUGCAGGCCCUGCACACACUCCACCUGCGGGACCGCAGCAGCCGGCAGCCCAGCGACCUGCCGGGCACUGUGGCCGUGCGCGUCCUCAGCAGUGCCUCCCUCACGGCUGUCUGAUGCCUGCCCACCUGCCCGGCCCCAGCAGCUCUCACCACCACCUGCAUGUCCCUGCCAGGCCGAGACCACCUGGGAGCCAGACACUGGGGUCCUUUGCCCACUGUUGCACUGGCCUGCUGUGUGCCCUUGGGACGUCUCUGCCUGUCUCUGAGCCUCAUGUCCCAAGGGCCCCAAAGCACUCCCUUCUCACAUGGGAGUCUUGCCCGAGAUUUAAAUCAGCCCUUCCCAGCCCACCUGCCACCACUGCUACGGGACAGCGCUUACCGUUGAAGACAUUUUCCUAGGGCCUGCAGUCCGCCGAGGAGCGCCAAGAUGUCACUUGUUUACACACCAACUGCCACAUUCCCAAGCCCGUCCUCGCCUCGCUGGGCCUGGGCCUACCCUGUCUCCCUCACCCCCUUCUCUCCCGGCUCCUGCUGGGCUCCUGCUCAGGCGGGGCUCUGGGAGAUGUGCAGGUGGCCUUUGCUGAUUCUCUGGCCUUGGCCCCGUGGCCAUCAUCCACUUGUUCACUCAAACAGAGAUUUGCCAAAUGAAGGUAGCCUGGGGUGGCCGGUGCAGGCCAUGCGGGGUCAGACCACCCUUGGCUGUGGCAGGAGAUGGGUAGCCGUCACCUGGCCAGGGACCCCUGCACCAACAUUCCCCCAGAACGCAGCCGAGAAGGGCACGGUGCCCUCCCUGCUGCCCGGGCCAAAGUGUUUUAGUCCUCAAGCUUUCUGUUGUUUCCUGUGGGAGAAAGUCUCCCUCUCACCCAGGGCUUCUCAGAGGCAAGCUGCGAGCCAGGAGCCCUCUGCUCUUCUCCUGGCACGAUUUUGGCUGCAUGUGGGGAGGGCUGGAGAAGUGGGCCCUUCCCAGAGGGGCCGUGGCCCUGGCGAGGGGGCGAGGUUUGCAGCAGGCGCUCUGGUAGCCGGCACCCACCGUGUUCUAGAAGCCUCUGGCUGAGCUUCGGUGCCGGGACGCCCUCCCUGCCUCCGCGGGGCCCUGCUUGGGCCUCCAGGCCAGGUGUAGCCACAGAACGAGUGUGGCGGCUUCAAGAACGGGAAUUCCUCUGGGCACCUGAGUCUCCAGCUCCAGAUUCCACGGCGUGUUCACUCUGCCUCCUCACCCACAGCCGCCUGGACCCUGGCUCCCUCAGCCACAGCAGAGGCCAGGGACAGAAACAGGAGGAGGACGAGAGGAUCCCUUCCCAAAGCUGCGACCCCCCACCCCCCGGCCCGAGGACCUGGGCCUGGGGCCAGGACUGUGCACGUGACCAGGAGCGAAUCACUGAAACCUCCCGUGCCUGCGUCCCCGACGCCUGCGCUGUCAGCCCUGCUGUCGCCGAGUGCCGGACAAGAGCAGUGCAGCGCCCUCCAUGCUCCCUGCACACCCGUGGAACCCCCACUUCCCGAUGUCUGAAAUUAGGCGGGGGCUGGUAAACGCUGCUUGGCCAGCCUGGGCCAGAUCAGCCAACACGUGCUGCCUUGCUCAGCCACGCCCCCUGGUACGUGCAGGCAGUGGGGGGAUGCCAGGACCAAGUAGCAGAUGGGCUUCAGCCCGGGGGCUGGCUGCUGCCUCACACCCCAGCAGAAAAGAACUGGUACUGCAGCCCUGCUCUCACUUCCGGCCCCUCGAGGUGGGCCAGGCUGGCUCCUGGCUGUGCAGGGACCUGGGGACCCGGAAGGUGAGGGUCGAGAGUGGGUGGGGAGAGAAUUGCUUCAUGCACUCGGGGUCCCCACGUGCAAAUGGGUGUUGCCUGCAGCCUUCGCCACGCAGGCCCAGGCUUCAGCCCUGAAGGCCCACAUGGGAUGGGGGAGAGGGGUCUGAUCUGAUCUAACAAUAAAUGGUACCACAG